UCUCUUCUUUAGGCAGGCCUUUGGCGAUCUGUCUAUUAAUCUGUGGUACGGCGAGUCAACCACGUGACAGGUGACAGAUUAACAGCUGAUCGGGUGAUUGAUCAAGAUUCAGGACAGAUGUUUGACAGUUAAAGUACAAAAAUAAAAUUGAUAUAGAAAAAAAAAACAAAUAAUGACUGAUUGUUUCGAAUUAUUAAGAACACGUGAUUCAAUUGCACUUUCUGUAUUCGAUAAUACAUCGUUUUUUAUUUAGAAAAAGUUGGACAGACAUGAUGACAGUGCAUUUAGAUAAGAAAAUAAAACAUUAAGAUAUGAUAUAGGAGAUUAUAUAAGGUUUCUUCGUUCAAAGGAUGCGUAAUAAUGCACAAAAGGAUACGUAAUAUACGACUAUACUACCAAGAAGUAACGUAACGAUUUUAUAAGUUUUUUUUCUUCUAUUAUAUAUUUUCAGUGUACAUUGUAUAAAUGUUUCGAAAGUGCAAUUUCGUCAAGCGACUUUCCGGUGCUGCAAAUGCAUCGACGGAAAUUGCUGCAUCUACAGAAACCUCGACUCGAUUGCAGCUGCUUAGAGCAAGAUUGCGAGAGGAUGAACAGCAUGGAAUACUCACAGAUACAUUUGGGCGUAAACAUACAUACCUCAGGAUAUCUCUCACAGAGCGCUGCAAUCUUCGCUGUACAUAUUGUAUGCCUGCAGAAGGUGUUAAGUUGACCAAAAAGGAAAAUAUUUUAAGAACAGAUGAGAUAAUACAGAUAGCUGAUCUCUUCGUCAAAGAAGGAGUGCGCAAAAUACGUUUGACUGGUGGUGAGCCCACAGUUCGUAAAGAUAUUGUUGACAUUGUUGGGCAACUCAAGCAAUUAACAGAUUUGGAACAGAUUGCAAUAACAACUAAUGGAUUGACUCUGACUCGUCAGUUGCCGGCUCUUCAAAGAGCAGGAUUGGAUAUAUUGAACAUAUCACUGGACACUCUCAGAGAGGAACGCUUUGAGAUGUUUACUCGUAGAAAAGGUUGGCCAAGAGUUAUGGCUUCCAUAGAUCUUGCUGUUCAGCUUGGCUAUAAUCCUGUAAAAGUCAAUUGUGUGAUAAUGCGAGGACGAAAUGAUGAUGAAAUAAUUGAUUUUGUCGAUUUUACAAAAAAUCGGCCUAUUGAUGUACGUUUCAUAGAAUAUAUGCCCUUUCAAGGAAAUGAAUGGAAAGAAAAUAAAAUGGUUUCUUUCGACGAGAUGAAAAGAAUAAUCCGAGGAAAGUAUCCUAAUUUCCAAGCUUUGCCGAAUCACCCUAACGAUACGUCUAAGGCCUACCAUGUGCCAGGAUUUGUAGGACAAAUUGGGUUUAUUACGUCCAUGAGCCAACAUUUCUGUAAUUCGUGUAAUCGUUUAAGAAUAACAGCAGAUGGAAAUUUGAAAGUAUGCUUGUUUGAAGGAAAAGGUGAAGUCUCGCUUAGAAACGCUUUGCGAAGUGGAGCUUCGGAAGAUGCACUUAAGGAUUUAAUAAAAGGAGCAGUAUUACAAAAAAAGAAACAACAUGCAGGAAUGUUCAAUCUUACUCAAAUGGAAAAUAGGCCAAUGAUCCUGAUCGGGGGUUAAUUGACGAUAUGA
Nylanderia fulva is the source of this 1596-nucleotide messenger RNA. RefSeq names its product Molybdenum cofactor synthesis 1 (gene Mocs1). Lineage: Eukaryota; Metazoa; Arthropoda; Insecta; Hymenoptera; Formicidae. The record is from RefSeq and is a predicted model, not a curated record. Gene Ontology annotation, molecular function: metal ion binding; GTP 3',8'-cyclase activity; cyclic pyranopterin monophosphate synthase activity. Gene Ontology annotation, biological process: Mo-molybdopterin cofactor biosynthetic process.